AUGGCGUUCAAAUCAAGUCUCCCCUUGGGGUACCGAUGGCGCUCUUCAAAUUGGUUUAUUAUUAGCUGUAUCGCUAUAGCUCUUUUCUCAGAGAACUUUCUAUACAGCUACAUCGUCCCCAUUCUCCAGGUGAUGCUGGAGCAGCGCUUAGGCAUCGAUGAAUCAGAACUACAAGAGACUACCUCUCUCGUACUGACCGUCCAUGCCUUGGUCUGUCUCGUGGCUGGCCCACUGACAGGAUGGCUGGCCGAUCAAGCGCCAAACAGAAGGUUACCGCUACUUCUCUCCCUAGGGGCUGAGCUGGUAGGCACAGUGAUAAUCAUGCUCGCACCGAAUCUACCGAUUCUUCUCCUCGGACGCGCACUUCAAGCAGUGGGCGGAAAUACAGUGUGGAUCGUUGGCCUCGCCACUGUCGCAGAUACAGUUGGACAUGAGAAUACGGGCAAGGUACUUGGAGGUAUCUCAUCGUUCUUCGUCUCCGGUUUACUCUUCGGUCCGAUGGCUGCAGGAACCUUUCUACAGGUACUAGGAUACUGGUUGACCUGGAUGGUUCCUAUCCUGAUGCUGAUCAUCGAUAUGCUCAUGCGCGUGGUGAUGAUCGAGAACAAGAACGGCCACCGAUCUCCUGCAAAAGGAUAUCUCUCCCCAGAUAACGGUUCAACCGACACGGGAGAAGAUGAGGAUCAUAUCUGUGAGGAUGCGGUACUUCUCGACAUUCCGCAGAUUCCAAAUGCAUACGACGAAUCUCAGCCAGGCGAUCGUACGAAAAGCGGAGAAUCUCGCUUCGCAACCAACAUCUAUACCAUGAUCUUAUCCGAUUCUCGGGCUGCCGGGGGGCUGAUUUGUAAUUUCACACAGGCUGUGAUUCUGGUUGGUCUAGACACUACAUUACCUCUUCAUUGCAAUGAGCAGUUUGGCUGGAACUCUGCUCGAGUCAGUCUGAUGUUUCUGCUAUUGCAGAUUCCAUCCCUACUCCUUGGUUCCCUCACUGGUUUGCUUAAAGACAGAGUUGGCACGAAGCUCCCAACGAGUAUUGGCUUCCUGAGUGUCAGUCUCUUUCUUUGGCUUUUAGGCACAGCUAGCAGUGAUGGGUUGUCUAUUGUCGGAACUGGACAGAAAGGUCAGGCGAUAUACAUGGUUGCUGUAGUGGGUAUUGGUAUCUCACGAACAUUCAUCAGUGGGUGUGGUACUAUUGAGAUUACCAAUGUAAUGAAAGAACUACAUGAAGAGCACCCAGAGCGCUUUGGAUCCUCGAGAAACUUUUCAUCCGGGUUUUCCAUGACCAACUUUUGUUGGACUGCAGGGAUGCUGGUUGGACCCAUUUUGUCAGGCUUGUUGACCCGGUCGGUUGGAUACUAUUAUAUGAAUUUGACUUGCGCCAUCCUAUCCGCCGCGGUUGGGAUGGUAGGAAUGAAAUUUCUACCAAGCAAAAAGAAACAGCCAAUCGCUCUAUGA
Molecule: messenger RNA, 1455 nt
Organism: Penicillium odoratum
Lineage: Eukaryota; Fungi; Ascomycota; Eurotiomycetes; Eurotiales; Aspergillaceae
Exons: 5
Coding region: 1-1455 (484 amino acids)
Biological process (GO): transmembrane transport
Molecular function (GO): transmembrane transporter activity
Source: RefSeq, a predicted model, not a curated record